AAAUUUGAUGCUUUUUAAAUAUAUAAUAACGAAGAAGUAAAACAUUUUAUUCGGUGGUGCUCUCUCCGAUGACCGCACUUCUCCUAAUUCGCAGGGCGGGCGAUCCUUCUCCACCUCUAUCCCGUUCCGAGCAUGAUGACAUCGACAGCGCCGACCGCCGUAUCCGUCGGCGCCUCAGCCCCCGGCUAUCCGAAUUCCGUCGACUCUUCUCCGCGCUCCCGCCGCGGUGACUCCUUGAACGAGCCUCUCGCUUCGUCCGCCGCGGCGGCCUCGUCGCGCCUCCGCGUCAUGUGCAGCUACGGUGGCCGCAUCGUCCCCCGCCCCGCCGACAAGUCGCUCUGCUACCUUGGCGGCGAGACCCGCAUGGUCACCGUCGACCGCGGCUCCUCCUUCGCCGACCUCUCCUCCAAGCUGUCCCGCGACCUCCUCGGUGGCCGGCCCUUCUCCCUCAAGUACCAGCUCCCUAACGAGGACCUCGACGCCCUCAUCUCCGUCACCACCGACGAGGACCUCGAGAACAUGAUCGAAGAGCUCGAUCGCAUCUCCGCUGCCACCGCGGCUCCGACCUCCCCCGGAGGCGGUAGAUCGAGGCGCUCUCGCCGCCCCCGGCUGUUCUUGUUCCCUUCGAACCCGGAGUCGGCUCCUUCGUCCUUCAUGGGGUCAUUGUUGGACGAGUCGAAGUCGGAGACGUGGUUCGUGGACGCCCUAAAUACCGCGAUCGGCGGGAUGGGCAUCGACGGUCUCCCCUGCGGUCGUUCCACCGACUCCGCCUCCGUCGUCUGCCUCCUCGGCCUCGAGGACGACUCUUCCGUCCACAACCGCAGCGGCGGUGGCCAACAGCCGGAGUCCGUGCAGGUCGUCCUCCCCCACCGCGACUCCUCAGGCACGCUCGUCCGCCAUGGCCAGAACCUCAACUCCGUCCCCGGUUCGCCGAUGCUCGAUAAAUCUCCAUCCUUGGGAUCCAACUCGUCGACUCCAUCCCUCUCCAAUCUCCCAUCCAUCCUUGUUACCACCGCCGAUCCCCAUGCCGAUCACCACAUCAAUGGUGUGGACGAUCACUUCGCCCACAUGAAUCCCUCAACCGACAAAGAGCCAUUGCAUGCCGUCCGCCACCAGCCCCCUCCGCCCCUUCCUCUCCCAAUCGCUUCUGUUCCCACUCCCACCAUCUACCCAACGAGUAGAGACUUCGACGACGACGACGACAGGUCCAACCACGGUGGUAGCGUCCUUGAGCCGCCGCAACCUACAAAACCUGGUGAUCCAGUGUCAAGGCUGACGUACCUGAAUGCAAUCUCGGAUCCCAAGGUCUCCUUUGAUCCUACCUAUCGUGUUCCGGUGCCGGUCACGGGUUGUGUGUCGCCACCGACACAGGCAGAGCAUACACUGCAGCACCAACAGUCUCAGCCACAGUUCAUCCCGCCAAAUGCCCGUUACAUCCACCACCCAGCGGUCGGGACCGUCCUCCCCGUUCCUUCCUACUACCCUAUCGCAGCCCCUCCGGUGCAGCAGCCAACACCGACCCAACCAUUCCAUCCCCAAUUUCGAAUGUGCUACGUGCCUUUAGCUGCAGCUCCGCCCAAUUUGGGGGAUCCCAGUUCUGUACCACCAUCAGCAAAGCUGGCUGUGGCAGUGCCUAGUGUUCCAACGAAGCCCGAGUUGCCGGUAAAUUCGUACAUGUCGGCACCUGCACCUGCACCUGCACCUGCACCUGCUUCGUUGCAGCCGCAGCUGAUCCGUGUAGCUAGCAAUCCUCACGCGGGAACAGGCUAUCAUGUGAUGCAGCAGCAAGCCCUCCUGCCUCGGACAUCAGCAACAUCGGUUACUUACGGUGCUGAAGUCGCCGCCGCACCCGGCCAUCCGGCGCUCUACCACGCUCGGGCCUUUUCGAGACCGGUAGUGAUCCCUCAGCAGUAUCAGACAGUGUGUUCCACGGCUGUGACUCGUCAUGCCGCAGCUCCUGGAGAUUCCAACACAUCCGGAGCAUCAUGAUCACGAAUCAGAACCUUGAUUAAAAGAAAGGAUUCUUUGUUUUUUUGAAUGGAGGGAAGGGGGUGUCUUGAUCUGCUGCUGCUUAUGUUGUCAAGCGCUUUAGUCUGUCUAUUGAGAUAGCAACAAAGGGAAUAGGUUUGCAGUCGAGGGUUUCAGGAUCCAUCCCUCGACUGCUGCUGGGGCCAUAUUCCUCAUGUUGAUAUAUCGUGGUAUUAUAAUAAAGUUAAGUCAUUCCUUGAAA
Molecule: messenger RNA, 2230 nt
Organism: Musa acuminata AAA Group (dessert banana)
Lineage: Eukaryota; Viridiplantae; Streptophyta; Magnoliopsida; Zingiberales; Musaceae
Product: leucine-rich repeat extensin-like protein 5
Exons: 2
Coding region: 133-1989 (618 amino acids)
Molecular function (GO): protein binding
Source: RefSeq, a predicted model, not a curated record